ACUCGCAAAAUUGUUUCACAGUUUUAAGUGGUUCCCGACCGGUUCUUUGCAUUAAUUACGCUAGAAUCAGUGGUUUCUCUUUCUUUCUCUGAGCAAUUGAUUGUUUUAUCUUUGAAGCAUGGCUCCUCAUCAAGAUGGCACCAGGCAGGGUGAUGAAAGUCCCGUGCAAAUGGUCCAGCUGACUCCGCUGGUCGUACUGCAAAUCAUCAAGCAGUGUGAGGAACAGCGAACCCUUGGGGAACAUGCGGAGGGAUUUCUUUGCGGCUUGCUCGAGAGGAGGAAACUAGAAUUGACAUAUGCGUAUCCGUCUCUCAAAGGCGAAGGAAAUGAACAAGAAGCGGAAGAUUACAGUGAAGAAAUGACCAGGCGUUUGCGUCAAGUGAAUGUUGAUAACUUGGUUGUUGGAUGGUACAAGAGCGCUGUAUUUGUCUUUUUAAAUCGGGAUGUCUUCGAAUCUCAGCAUUCAUAUCAGUCAGCUGUCGAGGAAUCAGUUGUGUUAAUUUAUGAUCCGGUGCGCACUGCACAAGGAUUAUUAACCCUAAAAGCUUACCGCUUGGGCGCUGAAGUGAUGCGAGUGGUUAAAAAAGACGGCCUGGAAUUUUCCAUGGAUAGUGUGCGCCGAUCGAAGCUGACUGUGGAUAGUUUAUUUGAGGAGAUCCCGAUUCAGAUAAAGAAUAGCCAUUUUGUUAACGCAGCGCUUAGUGAACUGGACUUAAUCGCUCCUUCUCCAAACAAGCGUCCUUUCUUGGAUCUUUCCACAAAUGUUCUUUUGGAGAAGAACGUCAGCCUGCUGCUGGAAAGUGUCGAUAAGCUGCUACAGGAAAAUCAGAAAUUAAGCCUGCACCAAAAACGCACACUGCGAAUGGAGCAGGACCGGCGGCGAAUUAUUGCACGCAAGAAUCAACAGCGACUAGCCAAAGGUGAGCAGCCGUUGACGGAAGACGAAAUCAAUCAAAUGUUCCGCUCCCUGCCGGAGCCGCCGCGUGCCGACAUCGUCCUGGCAUCGGCCCAAGUGGGGCAGUACUGCGAGCGCAUUGGACAGUUCUCAUCGCAGAGUCUGAGCAAGAUGCAGAUUGCCGAAGCUCUGCAGGGCAAACUCAAGGACAGCUCCGCCGCUUUCUUAUCGGCUCUCCAUAAAGAAGCGCAGCCGCAGUAGAAAUGAUACGCGAACUGGAUAUUCCGAGUCCGAUUGGUUGUAAUUGUUUGAUGUUUCGUAAUAUUUAUUAGUUCUUUUUAUGCAGCACUUAGAAUGUAUCAUCGUGUACCAGAUUUCAUGUUAUCUGAAUGAUAAAAAUAAAGAAA
Paramacrobiotus metropolitanus is the source of this 1302-nucleotide messenger RNA. RefSeq names its product eukaryotic translation initiation factor 3 subunit H-like. Gene Ontology annotation, cellular component: eukaryotic 43S preinitiation complex; cytoplasm; cytosol. Gene Ontology annotation, molecular function: translation initiation factor activity; metallopeptidase activity; protein binding. The record is from RefSeq and is a predicted model, not a curated record. NCBI's taxonomy places the organism in Eukaryota, Metazoa, Tardigrada, Eutardigrada, Parachela, Macrobiotidae.